AUGAUUGGCGGUGUUUCUAAUCCAGCAGAGCUGGCCUUUUUAACCGCUGGCAAUGGGAAUGGCAACAAAAUGAAUCUGAAAGUUGAAAUUCUGGAGAACUUGUUGCGAGCUAGUGGAGACGGAAACUCGGCUAAAAUCAACUCGCUUCGACAGGCAAUCCAGAGAAGCAAGACUGAUAUGGCGGAGAGUUUGUCAGACUCGCUGGACCUGCUUCGACAGGUGUUCCAGAACGAGAUGACAGAAGAGAUAAAACAAGUCAUCGAUAGGCAUCUGAGGACAACUUUUGCUCCAGCGUUCGAGAAUCUUAAGAGGAACGGUCAUGAAGUAAGUGGGCACCGUGCACUGUAAUAAACAAUCUUUUCAAAAUUUCAAUUUAAAACGGUACGAUUAUCUAUUAAAACUAACAUUUUAAGCACAUUUCCCGAGACUGCAUCAACGAACUGUGUCUGAAUAUUCUGAAUGGGGCCAAAGAGCCUUUUAUCAGUAAGAUUGAAAGCGAUGUCAAGACUUGUGUCCCCUCUGGGACGUUGUUGAAGCGUAGGAAGGAGAAUGUGGACGAAGACAGGAAGACUUACGAAAGUGAUGACAAUGAAAGUGACACCAGUAUGGCUAGUUUCAGUACCAAUAGAACCAACAAUGGAAGAGGUACAUUCUAGUCCAUUUUUAUAUUAUUAUAUGAAAGUAUAACCUACAAUCUUGUAGAUGUUUUAAUUAAGUUAGACUAAUCUUUCAGAGAUCCUUUUGGGUAUAUGUAACUUGCAGUAUGAGUACAUUGUAAUUUUUUUAAACACUUUUCACUAUAUUUUAGAUACAACUACGUUUUCUGAUCGGCCGAAGAAACGUGGUCGGCCACGCAAAGUAAACGUGGAUACUGGUCGUUGCGGUACACCUGUGAUGAAGGGUACUACUCCAGUUUCUUUUGCCGAAGUUUGCAAAGUAAGUAUUGACAGUAAAACACUGUUAAACUUAUAAUCCAUUUUACACUUAAACUUUUACCGUUCCCACCUUUGCCAGAAUGUAAAUGUAGUGUUUUUAGUGGAAUCCUGACAGAAUAACUCCUGAUGUCAAGUUUAUUCUUGGCUCUAAAGUUAGCAAACUUCUGAAUAUGGGACAUCGUGGACACAUCUUCGUAAAGUACCCACGGAUGUUCAGGUAUGUUUGUGAUGACGAAGACAAAGCGUGGCUAUUCGACCGAAACAUAUCGACCAGAAUGAGCGGAAAGGUGUUCUUCGUGGUGUUAGAAGACGCGUUGGAGAUUGCUGUUCAGGAAAACGCACCGUAAGUCAACGAUCCUUAGGUCUCUGUGAUUCUAUUAAUAUUUAUGAUAAUUUCAAUCAUAAUGCAUUUCCGAAUGAUUGCAGAACUUAUCUUUGUUUACAGAGCAAAUAUUCAAUCAGAAUUCUACCGCUACGUCUUCCACGUGCCGGAAAGGGUAAUGUUGAAGAUGAAGAAGUUGAUGUUCAAGCCCUUCGAAAGUCUCAAGACUCGUGUUGCUCAGACAGCUUCUCCAAUGCAGACCUCCCCUUUGUCUAUGAACCGGUCCUUCUCUAACACCCCCAACCUAGCCAAUAUUAACUUGAACAACAUGAUGAAUGUCAUACAACAGCAGCCCAACGCCUUGCCUACAGCUAGUGUGCCACGGCUGAUGGACGAUGACAAAGGAUUUCCGUUUAAUUGA
Bursaphelenchus okinawaensis is the source of this 1678-nucleotide messenger RNA. The record is from the annotation of a GenBank genome assembly. Lineage: Eukaryota; Metazoa; Nematoda; Chromadorea; Rhabditida; Aphelenchoididae.